Molecule: messenger RNA, 1952 nt
Organism: Balaenoptera acutorostrata (minke whale)
Lineage: Eukaryota; Metazoa; Chordata; Mammalia; Artiodactyla; Balaenopteridae
Gene: RSRC2
Product: arginine and serine rich coiled-coil 2
Exons: 10
Coding region: 234-1481 (415 amino acids)
Source: RefSeq, a predicted model, not a curated record
CCAGCAAGCUGUGCGACGCGCCGGUUAUUAGCCUCUUUGUGCCAUCCGGGUCUCUCGCGCGAGCGACUUCAGUCUGGCGAAGCGUUUAGGCGGCCGGUACUGUGGAGAGCGGGAAGUGGAGGUGCCGCCGUAGCGGCCAGGACUCUGCACUAUGGCGGCUAGUGAUACAGAACGAGAUGGACUAGCCCCAGAAAAGACAUCCCCAGAUAGAGAUAAGAAAAAAGAGCAGUCCGAUGUAUCUGUUUCUCCCAGAGCCUCAAAACAUCAUUAUUCAAGAUCACGAUCAAGGUCAAGAGAAAGAAAACGAAAGUCAGAUAAUGAAGGAAGAAAACACAGGAGCCGGAGCAGAAGCAAAGAGAACCAACUUCUUCUUAAAACAGGCAAGAAGACAUGAAUCCAAAGAUAAAUCCUCUAAGAAACACAAGUCUGAGGAACAUAAUGACAAAGAGCAUUCUUCUGAUAAAGGAAGAGAGCGGCUAAAUUCAUCUGAAAAUGGUGAGGACAGACACAAACGCAAAGAAAGAAAGUCAUCAAGAGGCAGAAGUCAUUCAAGGUCUAGGUCUCGUGAAAGACGUCAUCGUAGUAGGAGCAGAGAGCGGAAGAAGUCAAGAUCCAGGAGUAGGGAGCGGAAAAAGUCAAGAUCCAGAAGCAGAGAGAGGAAGAAAUCACGAUCCAGAAGCAGGGAGAGAAAACGUCGGAUCCGAUCUCGUUCCCGCUCAAGAUCAAGACACAGACAUAGGAGUAGAAGCAGGAGUAGGACAAGGAGUAGAAGUCGAGAUAGAAAGAAGAGAAUUGAAAAACCGAGAAGAUUUAGCAGAAGUUUAAGCCGAACUCCUAGCCCACCUCCCUUCCGAGGCAGAAACACAGCAAUGGAUGCACAAGAAGCUUUAGCUAGGAGGUUGGAAAGGGCAAAGAAAUUACAAGAACAGCGAGAAAAGGAAAUGGUUGAAAAACAAAAACAACAGGAAAUAGCUGCAGCAGCUGCAGCUACCGGAGGUUCUGUUCUCAAUGUUGCUGCCCUGUUGGCAUCAGGAACACAAGUAACUCCUCAGAUAGCUAUGGCAGCUCAAAUGGCAGCCUUGCAGGCUAAAGCUUUGGCAGAGACUGGAAUAGCUGUACCUAGCUAUUACAACCCAGCAGCUGUGAAUCCAAUGAAAUUUGCUGAACAAGAGAAAAAAAGGAAAAUGCUGUGGCAAGGCAAGAAAGAAGGAGACAAAUCCCAGUCUGCUGAAAUAUGGGAGAAAUUAAAUUUCGGAAACAAGGACCAAAAUGUCAAAUUUAGGAAAUUAAUGGGUAUCAAGAGUGAAGAUGAAGCUGGAUGUAGCUCCGUUGAUGAAGAAAGUUACAAGACAUUGAAACAGCAGGAAGAGGUAUUCAGAAAUCUAGACGCUCAGUAUGAAAUGGCAAGAUCACAAACCCACACACAAAGAGGAAUGGGAUUGGGUUUCACAUCAUCAAUGCGAGGAAUGGACACAGUUUGAAGAAAAUCACACUUUAUACUUGGGACUUUUAUAGACUUCUGGUUCUGAUGUCAGGUCCUUGUUCACCAAACAGCUGGCAUUCUAGCUUGCAUGGGUGUUGCAUUGACUUUAAUUUAUUGAAAAAAUACGAUUUUUUGUAAAUAUCAGAUCAGUGAUAAUGGUGUUAGUGUUGUAAUCAGGUUAAACCCGCUUCCAUUAAACUUGACAGGACUACAGAAGGACAAUAUUUUUUAGUUAAUGAAUUCUACUUUUCAAAUAUAUAAAAGCUGCAGAUGGGAUAAAGUCUCAUACAUGGAUUUUUGGUGUCCACUGUCUUGUGUACUUUUGUACUUAACCUUGUACAGUUAUUUUCAUCUCUUGAAACAUGAAAGAAAUGUUAUGUAGAUGUUCUUUAGAAGAUCUGGCCAUUUGGUACAUAAUCCAGCACAAAUAGGCUGGGUGGUGAUGAUAAUAAAAAUGGUUUUCUCAAAA